Symbiodinium necroappetens is the source of this 2640-nucleotide messenger RNA. NCBI's taxonomy places the organism in Eukaryota, Dinophyceae, Suessiales, Symbiodiniaceae. The record is from the annotation of a GenBank genome assembly.
AUGGCGGUACCUUCGUUUGGAGCAAAGGGUACAGGGGAUGAGCUGGGGAUGUCAGCGCGUUCGUAUCUUCGGCAGGUUGAAGCUUGGAGCAAGGUUACAAGAACGGAUCCUACGCAACAGGCUUUGCUCCUCUACCAGAACCUGAGUGACAGGGCGUGGGUAGAAUCAGAAGAACUUAAUGUUGAAGAUCUUGCAAGUCCUCAAGGCCUUAAAGUCUUCACCUCCUGGAUUCGUGAGAGAUAUCAAGAGGUCGAGGUGAGCCGUAUAGCAGAAGCAUUGACGCUCUUCUUCAAGAAGAUGAAGAGGCAGGCUGGUCAAUCGAUUCGAGAAUUCAAUUCGGUGUUCGAUAGAGGGCAUUCUCGACUUCUCGAAAUUGAUUGCCGACUUCCUGAAGUUGCUCGUGCUUGGGCUUAUCUCAAUGCUUUGGGAUUGAGCAGUUCAGAGGAACUUUCGUUACUGGCUUCAGUCGGUAACGACUACAGCACAGCAAAGCUCCAGAAAGCUGCUAUCCUCCAUGAGAAGUCACUACGUGGUCCAUGGGUUCCUAGGAACAAGGGGGAUGGUAAGGGUGCUAAGAGUGCCUUCCUGGCUGGAAUCGACAGUGACGAACCUCAACAUGGUCUCGAUGAUGUAAAUGGUGGUGACGAACAAGGCCCUUAUCUCGAUGAGGAAACAGCGGUAGAAAUCCACGAGGCUUUCGUCGCCCAAGAAUCCGCCAAAGCACGAUAUCGUGAUGUCAUCAAAGCCCGUGGAGUUGACCCCGAAACACUCAAGAACGGUAAGAAGGGCACCGAGGAGCCGACCAAGCCGUCUUCAGAUGAGUCUUUGGCGCAGGCUAAGCUCCGAUCUUAUUGUGCAGGAUGUGGCCGUCGCGGGCACUGGCAUAAAGAUGCUGAAUGCCCACUCAAUCGAGCUGGUAACUCCGCCCCUAAGCCCAGGACGACCCAGGACCAUCAGAUCCACGCCACAACUGCCUCCCCAGGACCUCCUGCUGGCAUCGUCGAGGUCGCCUACAUGGUGGGCGAUCUCGGUGGGGAUCGACUUUUGGCAAUUACGGAUACAGCUUGCAGCAAAUCUGUUAUGGGUCAAAAGUGGUUGGAGUCCUACUUGAGGCUUGCAAAGGACACUGGUGUGGACACUCAGUUUCUGGAUUGCCAUGAUGAUUUCCGCUUCGGGGCCUCCAGGUUAUUCCAUGCUAACUUCUCGGCUACCAUUGUGAUCCAGAUCCGAGACCGGGUGUUCAUGCUGAGGGCCUCUGUCGUACAGGGUGAAGUUCCUCUCCUCAUGAGCCGGGGCGCUUUGAGCAAGCUUGGAAUGGUGUACGACCUUGAAGGGCAUUCAGCACAGUUCAAGCACCUAGGAAUCGAGAGAUUCAGUUUGAUGACCACAGACAGUGGUCAUCCGGCCAUCCCAGUGACGCCGAAACGUGUGCCGGGAAUGAGGUGGCCUUCGCCCCAAGAGUGGGCGAACUCUGAGGUGAUUAUCGUCCCUUCUGCUACGUCGCAAUAUGUUGCUUUCAUGACCAGCACUUCUGAUGCUAGGGAUGUUCAUGCCAGCAGCGCACCACUAGAUCCCAAGGAGAACAAGACCCCAAGCGCCGACCACCCUCCAGGACAAAACAUCUUUUACCCGACGAAGAUCAACGCAUGCGUGCGGAACCUCCUCAGUGCAGAAUCUUUCAAUCUUCAACAUUUCGCAGCCUGGUGGUCUAAGCGUGGUUUGUUCGACCCCUCCAGAUGGGAGACUUCUCAGACUGAAGUCAAGGACAAGUUGCUCGGCAGCGUUGGUCUGGUACACCAGCGUGAUGCGCAACAGCCUGUGCUCUGGGUCGGUCGCACAGUGUUCUCUCGAGCUAUGGCCACCUCCGAACCACCCGCCAACAUUUGGCGCAUGAACAAGACACAGUUGUUGUCGGAGGCGGUGCGGCUGAACCUGACGGUGCACACCUCGUGGUCGGUGGGCGAGAUUCGACAGAUCAUCAGCGACCACCGGAGGACAUCCGAGCAGGAGUCGAGUGUCCCAAAAGGGUUAGCUUCGAUGACUCUCGAGCAGUUGAAGACCCAAGCGUCAGAGCUCCAGAUUCCGAUCCCGCCGAGAGCCACCAAGGGGCAGCUGCAGCUGUUGAUCCGAGAUGCUUCGACCCGCGAGAAGGCAGAGGCCAUCGUGACUUUCGGUCGCCACAAGAACAAACUCUACAAGGAGGUGCCGACUCAGUACCUGGAAUGGGCGAUGCUGGAAGUCCGCGAGCGCGGUGUGGAAUCCUCGGGACCAGAUCUGGUGAGCUUGGCGAACUAUGCGAAGGCAAAGCUUCGCCCAGAGGAGGUAGAGAGCUACAAUCCGGAGAUCAACCCUCGAGUUCCCCUUCCGGUCGAGAGCUCAGCGAGCUCAUGCUGGGAGACUCACUGGUCAGAGCUAACGGAGACGGCGCUUCAGAUGAACACCAGGGUGGGUUACCCGGCGAAGGAGGCCGAGACACAUGCUCAGCAGCGCACCCCAACUCCCAAGAAGCGAAGCACGGCAUCGGGAUCACAGGCGGGGGAGAAGAAGCCCAUGGACCAGGAGGUGCCUCAGGAAGUCCGCGAGGAGAUCGAGACUCUCAUGUCACGGCUUGCGGCUUUGAAGGACCGGCACGGCUUGUGA